Molecule: messenger RNA, 2015 nt
Organism: Raphanus sativus (radish)
Lineage: Eukaryota; Viridiplantae; Streptophyta; Magnoliopsida; Brassicales; Brassicaceae
Product: protein CHLOROPLAST IMPORT APPARATUS 2
Exons: 3
Coding region: 634-1737 (367 amino acids)
Biological process (GO): regulation of DNA-templated transcription
Cellular component (GO): nucleus
Molecular function (GO): protein binding
Source: RefSeq, a predicted model, not a curated record
AUACAGUCCAGAACGGCCUAUUGCGAGCUAUCUUGUCCUUCUUCGCCAAUCACCAUAUGCUCUCCCUUCACUCUCUCGUCUUCUUCUUCCACCACUCUCUUUCUCUCUCUCUGUUUCUCCACAUCUCAGUGAGAUUAAUCUUCACAAUUUUAUUUACGGAGCGGAGAGCUCUUUGUUUGUUUUAUUAAACUUUCAUCAAAACCCUAAUCUUCUCGUCUUAUAUAACUCGUGACUCUUGUUUCUCCUCCAAUCUCUCCUCUCCCUCUGUACUAACCAAUUGAGUUCCUUCUGUAAAACUUCACUCGUUGGCCAGUUUCUUCGGUUUUCACAAAAAUCUCAGAUUCCAAUUGUUUUUUUCCCUUUUUUCUCUGCUUUUUUUUCUUUAGAUGAUGAACAUUUAUAAGAAUCUUUCUUUCCUCUCCUCAUUUACCUAAAGUUUUGACCCUUUUUCUUUCUCCAAUUUUGUAUUCACAGUUAAAUAUAUAAAGGGUUCUUCUCUACAGAGGGUUUAGGUGUUUUAUAUAAAUAAGUUUUUUUUUUAAAAUUUCAUUUCCCUCAAUUUCAUAAAACAAAAGAGGGACAUAAACAGUGUACUUGCACCACUGGUUCUGAUUCUCAACAUCAGGCCAAGAAAUGUCGGCUUGCUUAAGCAGCGGCGCCUCCGCCGCAUACAGCUUCGAGUUAGAAAAAAUAAAAUCUCCACCGUCAAGCUCAACAACAACAACGAGAGCCACUUCCCCAUCAUCAACAAUCACCGAAUCUUCAAACUCAAUCUCCACCCGGAAGCCAAGAACGCAGCGGAAACGACCGAACCAAAGCUACAACGAAGCCGCGGCUCUCCUCUCCACCGCUUACCCCAACAUCUUCUUCUCUCCCUCCUCCACCAACCACUUGUACGCCAACAAGAAAACUCAUCAUCACUUCUAUGGAUUCGAUGACGACGUCGACGACGACGCUGAGCUCCUCCUACCCUCCGAGCCGCCGGAUUUUCUGUUUAAUCCCAUCCUUCAAGCCUAUUCCGGUGUGAGUGUCAACGAAUCGGAGGUGAGUCAGUUUGAAUUCUCCGAGGAGUUCGAGUCGAUUCUGGUAGAGGAAGUUGAAGAGGGAGGAGUGGAUAGUAUAAUGGGGAAACUCGAACCGGGAAUAAACCGGCGAGUUAACCGGUUUGAUCAUCAUCAGAUCAUGAGAGGAUUUAAAUUCGCCGAAAACAUCCCACUGGGACUUGUUGGACUGAGAACCGCUCUCAGAGACCACAACAACGACGCGAGGUUUCGCACCGUCGACUUCGAUCGGAUCUCGCCGCGUGUCCAAUCCGUAACCGUCGAUGGUGAGAAGACGGAGGAGGUUAAGAAGAGCAAGAAGAAGAAGAAGAAGAAAGUUGCGGCUGCGGUGUCAUUGAAGACGGAAUCGAGUAAAGAAGAAGAGACGGAGGAGAGAUCGGGUCGUCCGAUGUUGAAGCUCGACUACGACGGCGUUUUGGAAGCUUGGUCUGAUAAAACGUUGCCGUUUGGGGAGGAGAUUCUGGGCUCGGAAGCUACCGGAGCCGACGUCAACGCCAGAUUAGCUCAGAUUGAUUUGUUCGGAGACAGUGGAGUGCGAGAGGCAAGUGUUUUGAGGUACAAAGAGAAACGUCAAACUCGGCUUUUCUACAAGAAAAUUAGAUACCAAGUUCGAAAACUUAACGCAGAUCAACGUCCUCGAGUGAAGGUAUCUUCACCCACCUUACUCCGUGGCUAAAACAUGGACGAUUCGUGCGAAGGUCCAGUGCAAGCCCUCCAAGUUGUCAAAGAUAACAAGGAAAAAAGAGAGCCAAGAUUCACUCCUUUUAUAUUUCUUCUUAGUUUUAAAUUUAUCUUCUUUUUUUUUUGAAAUUUUGUCACCCUCAUUUUGGUUCUUUGAUUUAUGGUCUGUGCCGUUUAUAAUGUAGGCUUUUCUUCCUUAAUUAAUUGAGAGAAAGUGAGGGAUUAAUAAAAGUUUUUUUUCUUUUGCAUAAUGAAUGUGUUAAAUUAAAAUCA